AUGCCGACGCCAAGCAGUCGUCGCAAUGCCAACCGCGCGCGGUGUCAGUUUGCCGGCUGCGAAAAGUUCGCCCAAACCCGUGGCCUCUGCAAGGCGCACGGCGGCGGCUCGCGCUGCCGCGACCCCCAGUGCAACAAACUCGCGCAGAGUCGCGGGCUGUGCAUUGCACACGGCGGCGGCCGGCGCUGCCAAGCCGACAACUGCAGCAAAUUGGCGCAGUCGAAAGGCUUUUGCAUCUCGCACGGCGGCGGCCGCCGGUGCACGAUCCCGAGCUGUGAAAAGUUCUCGCAGGUCAAAGGCCGCUGCAAGUCGCACUCGAAGCUCGUGGUCGGCCAUCCUGCAGCGGCGGCCUUUCCGUCGUUUCCAGGCGUCGUGACCCCGCCCAGCUCCACGAGCUCGGCCGCGAUCUCGCCCACGAGCACGAAGCUGUCGAUCGACUUCCUGCUCUCGCGCAGCGCGUCGAUUGGGGACAAGGCGCCGGUCCAGCCGCACGUGCACGGAGGUGUGCCGGCGCUGCGUUCCGUGCCGCACGUUAUUGCGCGGCCGUUCGUGUGUUCGACGGCGGGACGAGGCGGCACAGCUCGAUACGACACGGACGUGCUGGCCACGCAGCGGUCCUUACUCUCGUUUCUUACGCCCUACCGGACGAGUCUGUCGUACGCGGCCCCGCAACAUCAUCAGUAUGGCAAGUUCCAGUUCCACGGUCCCGAGACUACCGUUGCGCCGAUGUUUCGCUAG
Molecule: messenger RNA, 738 nt
Organism: Hyaloperonospora brassicae
Lineage: Eukaryota; Oomycota; Peronosporomycetes; Peronosporales; Peronosporaceae
Source: the annotation of a GenBank genome assembly